CAGUGUCAGUAAUUGAUGCGUCUGUAUAGUAGGUACCUAAUUUUGUGUUGAUGUGAUGAUUCCUUAUUUGUAUUAAUAAAAACUUAAAACUGGGAAUUGAACGUAUUUCCACAGAUAUGAAUUAAAAUAGUUAGUUGAUUUAGUAGAUAAUAUAACUAAAAAAAAAAAUGGGAGAUAAUUUCCAGAACAACAAAACAAUGGCAUCUGUUAUGAUGGAUUACGACUUUAAAAUUAAGACACAAAAUGAACGGUCGAAGGUAGAGGAUCUGUUUGAUUUCGAGGGCUGUAAGGUCGGUCGUGGCACAUACGGCCAUGUAUAUAAAGCUCGAAGGAAAGACGGGUCCGAUACCAAAGAUUAUGCUUUGAAGCAGAUUGAAGGCACUGGUCUUUCUAUGUCUGCUUGUAGAGAGAUAGCCCUUCUCAGGGAACUAAAACAUUCAAAUGUGAUAAAUUUGAUAAGGGUGUUCCUCUCCCAUACGGACCGUAAAGUUUGGUUAUUGUUUGACUAUGCAGAACAUGAUCUAUGGCACAUUAUCAAGUUUCAUCGAGCUGCUAAAGCUAACAAGAAGUCUGUCAUGGUCCCAAAGGGCAUGGUGAAGAGCCUUCUCUACCAGAUUCUAGAUGGUAUACAUUAUCUUCAUUCUAAUUGGGUUCUUCAUAGAGAUUUGAAACCAGCAAAUAUUCUUGUAAUGGGAGAAGGGCCAGAGCGAGGAAGAGUGAAGAUAGCCGACAUGGGAUUUGCAAGAUUAUUCAAUGCUCCGCUGAAGCCCCUUGCUGACUUGGACCCUGUCGUAGUGACAUUUUGGUACAGAGCUCCUGAACUGUUGCUUGGAGCUAGACAUUACACAAAAGCUAUUGAUAUUUGGGCCAUAGGUUGCAUAUUUGCGGAGCUUUUAACUUCAGAGCCAAUAUUCCAUUGCCGUCAAGAGGACAUAAAGACGAGCAACCCAUACCACCACGACCAACUGGAUCGGAUCUUCAAUGUUAUGGGCUUCCCACAGGAGAAAGACUGGGAGGACAUUAGAAAAAUGCCUGAACAUCAUACCUUGGUGAAGGAUUUCAAGAGAUCAAAUUACCAGAAUUGUUCAUUGAGUAAGUACAUGGACCGGCAUAAGAUAAAGCCGGAGAGCAAAGCGUUCAGCCUCCUACAAAGGCUGCUGCUCAUGGAUCCUAACAGACGGAUCACAUCAGAGCAAGCCAUGCAGGAUCCUUACUUCACGGAAGAUCCGCUUCCCACUCAGGAUGUAUUCGCUGGAUGUCCCAUCCCGUACCCAAAACGGGAGUUCUUAACGGAUGAUGAUCAGGAUGAUAAAAGUGAUUCCAAGGCAAGGCAAAAUCAGCAACAGCAACAGCAACAGCAAGCAAAUACUCAACAGAAUCAAGUACAAGCUAACAGCCACGAUCAUGCGGCGAAUAACGCAAAAAGAAUGAGAAUGCAAGGUCCAAACCAAGGCAAUAAUCCGACGGGUGGUGGCCCGCAGGAGUUCCAUCAACAACAACAAAUGAUGUUCGGCGGGCAACAACAAGGCAGCUCGCAACAACAGGGCAACUUUCAACAGAGAUUCUAAGAGACUGUGUUAGUUAUAAGAAAUAUGAAAUAUACAUGAUUAAUAUCAAAUGU
This is a messenger RNA of Amyelois transitella, 1621 nucleotides long. It is a transcript of the gene Cdk8, whose product is annotated as cyclin-dependent kinase 8. The record is from RefSeq and is a predicted model, not a curated record. Gene Ontology annotation, molecular function: RNA polymerase II CTD heptapeptide repeat kinase activity; cyclin-dependent protein serine/threonine kinase activity; ATP binding. The transcript is spliced from 8 exons. Lineage: Eukaryota; Metazoa; Arthropoda; Insecta; Lepidoptera; Pyralidae. Gene Ontology annotation, cellular component: nucleus; mediator complex. Bases 168 to 1568 code for a protein of 466 amino acids. Gene Ontology annotation, biological process: protein phosphorylation.